AUGCCACUCCAAUUUAUUGACUUCGAUAACCCCGAGGAUUAUCAACCAGAAACAUUACCACACCCUCCUACUCAAGCUCAAAUAGAUGAUAUUCUUCGGCAUGCAAGGCCAGAAGCACUGCGUAUCUACAGUCAUAAUACCGGUGCUGAUGUAGGCUGCUGGCUCCGUCUAUGCUACACAAAUGAAGAGGGUCAUGAUGCUCUAUGGGCUGCCAAUAAAGACGCUGAAUGGGUUACUGAAGAGGGGGUUGUGCUUGACGAUGAAAGUAUCUUCAGUGGCCUGGAUUUGGCAGCUGCUCUGGAAAUAUUUCCUGAGCGUGUCGCAAAUGAGCCUGUGAAUUUUAAGUUCAGAGAGGAGAGUCUCAAGAUCGCGAAAAGGCAAGCCAAAAAUGGCGGCUGGGAUAAAGACCCUCUUGAGGCAUACGUUUUUUAUCAGGCAGACUCUGUUGUCGCCCAUAUGUUUGUGGAGGAUGAGGUUGCGGUGACUGGAGGGGGUUUGUUGCAUGUGUUUUUGGACGACUGUGGGAAUGUGGUCAGGCAAUGGCGGGUGGAGGAUGGAACGGAGAAUAUGUAUGACGGCGCUUGGUUUGAGCAUCUUUGGAGACUGGACUUUGAAGCUGAGAAAGGAGAACUCGGUCCUGCUUAUCGUGAGGGUGAAAGAGUUGUGGUCCCCCCAUACACUCUCAGGCUUUGA
Molecule: messenger RNA, 693 nt
Organism: Penicillium angulare
Lineage: Eukaryota; Fungi; Ascomycota; Eurotiomycetes; Eurotiales; Aspergillaceae
Exons: 2
Coding region: 1-693 (230 amino acids)
Source: RefSeq, a predicted model, not a curated record